Phlebotomus papatasi is the source of this 11288-nucleotide messenger RNA. RefSeq names its product zinc finger protein 2 (gene zfh2). Gene Ontology annotation, cellular component: nucleus. The transcript is spliced from 14 exons. Gene Ontology annotation, molecular function: DNA-binding transcription factor activity, RNA polymerase II-specific; zinc ion binding; RNA polymerase II cis-regulatory region sequence-specific DNA binding. NCBI's taxonomy places the organism in Eukaryota, Metazoa, Arthropoda, Insecta, Diptera, Psychodidae. The coding region runs from base 2528 to 9481 and encodes 2317 amino acids. The record is from RefSeq and is a predicted model, not a curated record. Gene Ontology annotation, biological process: regulation of transcription by RNA polymerase II.
AAAGAGCGCGGGGAAGGUGGAGAUGAUUAGGCAAAUGAAGGGCUGGGAGUUGUAUUAUUUCUUUUUGUUCAUUUGUUUUUUUUUUUCUUCUUUCCCGUUGGAAGAGAAGGAAGAUGCGCAUCGCAGAAUAAUUGUCACAUUGCGAUUGAUCAAACAUUUUACGUAUGGUAUGGUUUGUGAUGCUCCUCUAGAACUCCGCCCAAUUGACACAAUUUCCAUCUCUUUCUACCAUUGUCCAUCAGAGCAAGACAGCAUUACCAUGAAGACCGCCCGGCAUCAUGAACCAAUCACAGCUAUUGUACAUUAAGACCAAAUGAAUAUUUUGAGGUUGGAAAAAUUAGUCUUCGGUCACCGCUCACUUGGAGCGCAUGCAUCUACGACCGCGACAGACAAAACACACAAUUUUCAAGAAAUCUCUAUUUAAACAAGAUAAAUUAAUAAUAAUAAUUAAUUAAAAAAAGAAUAAGAAGUAACUGAAAUAAUUGAGAUACAAGACAAAGUACUAUUGACAAAAAGAGAAAAAAAAACUAUUUCAAUAGACGGGAAAAAUAAUUGAGAACGGUUUUUUUUUCUGGAGAAAAAAGUUGCUAAAAUUUUCAAUGUAAAUAGGAUUUUUUUUUCGUGUGUGUGUGAGUGUGUGGGAAAUCUGAAAAUAAGGAAAAUCUCAAGUAGUUUAUUCUGUUUCCAAGUUCUCUUAAGCUGUGAAAAGAUUAAUAUUUCAGUUUAACGUCCUCUUUUGUGUUUGUUUCCCGCCAAAAAAAGAGAAAUUGAGUUCCUUCUGUUUGUUUUUUUUUUGUUUAAAUUUUGAUUUAAAAAUCAAUCUGUUCUCAAAGAUUUAAAAAAGAAAUCUGUUUCUAAAAGUGGAUUAAGUGAAAAAAAAAUUGAAGUGGAUUGAGUGACACAAAACAAGAAAAAAAAGCCUCUUAGAGUAGCCGGUUCAGCAAAGUUCCUAUUAACAAAAGAUUUAAAAAAAAUAAAUAAAUAAAUCAUCAACAAAAUAAUAAUAAUAAAGUAUUUAGAAAGAUUAAGUGUGCAAAGUAGGAAGAGAAAAAAAGAGAAGAAAAAAAGAUGGCUCAAGCCCCUUUAAAAAAGUGUUCCUACUAGGGAAAGUUUCUGUUUUUUUGUUUUUAAUAAUAAUUUCCUAAAACAGAAAGUGAAGAAAAUGUAUUUGGAAAUACUUGUGAUUUGAUCCCAAAAUCCUUGUUUUUUUUGUGAUCUUUGGGACAGAACACAAAGUGAGAAAGAAGGAAAAAGAAAGAAAAAAAACCCGGAGAAACCAAACUGUUCCUAAAAAAAAACAACAGCCUAAGUGUGAUGGCACAGGAAGCCUGGCAACUGUUCCCAAGUCCCCAAAUGAUGCCCUAAAGGAGAGAGGGAGUCAUGACUUUAAUUUCGGAAGAAAUGUAGCUAAAUCAACCUAUAAAUGGCGUAAAAUAAACCUCGCAUUUUAAUCCUAAACCUAGAAAAGAAAAAUAAAUAAAAAAAAGAAAACAAGUCUAAGUCUAAGUUUUAGCCGUUUAGUGUAAGAGUUCUAAGAAAAGCUAUAGCAAAAAGAAAAGAAAAAAACAAUUGAUAUUAGUGAAACAAAAAGAAAUAUCUGAUAAAGUAUCUAAACAAAAAAAGAAAAAGAAAAAAAAGGAAAAAGCACACCCAAGAUAUUGCAUUCAGAACAGAAAACAAAAGAAACAUAACCUAAAUAACUAACAUUUAAAAAUAAAAAGUGAGAACAGUCCUCGUUGCAACAAAAUCAACUAAUUAAAAAGAAGAAAAAAAUAUUAUAUUAAAAAAAAAAUCAACAAAGUUCCUCGUGAGUUUUUUCACAGUGAUCCUCUUAAGAAAAGAAAAAAAAGAAAAAAAAGAAUAAACAAAAUUUUUUCAAAACUUAUUUUUAUAUCGACUAAUCAUAGGAGUUAUACAAGAAAAAAAAAUCCAUUUAAAAAAGAAAAUUACAUAAAAUAACAAUUUAAGGAAAGCAAAAACAAAAAAACAAAACAAAUAAAACUGUUCCCAAAUGGCAUGUGACAAAGUGAUUAUCUAACCGUCGGAUUAAAAUAUAACCUAAAAGAAAAAAACAAAAAAAAAGCAAAAAAUAAUAAACUCUGUGCCAGGAUUCCCAAAAUCGACUGACUCUAUCUAUCUCACGCCAAAUCAUCCACAAGCAUACAACUACUCUAUGUUCCUAACCCAUCGACUGACGAAAUUGUGGAUUUUGGCAUGAGAUUGGAUUAAAAACAUUGAUAAAUAAUUGAAUGAGAACGAUCAACAAUGGACUGCAUAUGCAACUAAAACACAAUUUACAGAUAUUUGGUGACAUUUCCUGCAAAAUGGAGCAAUUUCAAUGGUCUUCCUGAGGGCAUCAACACCGAUUGAUAUUUCCAUCACAGAUAUUAGGUUGGAUAUUAGGGAAAAUAAUGUGAGAUUUAGAGCAUAAAAAGGAGAAAAAAAAACAAGGAAACACUGAAAGAAAGGAAAAGUAAAAGAAAAGAAAAACGAGAGAAAAACAAAAAGAGGCCGACUGUUGGUUUUUAUGGCAAAGUCACCGCCGCCAAAUGCGAAACAAGAGGCUAUUGCGAUGCCACCGCCAUCUUUGGAGUCACCCACUUCCGAUUCAGCUCCCAGAAAGAGACGCCGAAAACGCGAUGAUCCACAGAGUUGCACAACAGCUGAGCUGGAUUACGACUCAGACGAGGCUUCUCCUCGAUCGUGCUCAGACGUGGAGAGUUUCCAGGGAAAGAUCGUGUACAAUUCCGAUGGAAGCGCCUACAUUAUCGAUUCGGACAAUGACUCUCUGUCGCAUAUCUCAGACUCCUGUGUCGCAGGUGUCGUCUCACCAAAUAAUCCAAAAAUCCAUUCGUUUAGAGUUGUAAUGGCAAGGGAGGCAUCUGUAAAUAUUAGUGAACUGAAUAGGAUAUCAAAGCCAGUGCUCAUGUGUUUCAUAUGUAAAUUAAGUUUUGGCAAUGCUAAAUCAUUUGGUAUUCAUGCCAAUAGUGAACACAAUCUCAAUUUGCUCGAAAGUGAAAAGACAUUGCUCAGUCGUGAAUAUUCGAGUGCCAUUCUCCAAAGAAAUAUCGACGAACGUCCUCAGAUAUCAUUUCUGGAACCAUUGGGUAGUGCAUCAGUUGCACCAAUACCCUUGGUACCAGAUACCAAAAUAGCAAGUGAUAUUGCAACAAAUCCAGAAACGGAGAAAGAAUUUUCAUCAGUUGAUACAUCAUCACCUGAAUUACCAUCAACAAUGGCACCACCUGAUACCCAGACUGAUACCCAAGCAUCACCAGAUGCACCACCUAAGCCACCAGAACCCCCAAAAUCACCAAGUCCCCAUAUGCCAACACCACCAACAUGUGAACCCAAAAAUUAUGCACCAACAAUGUCCCCAACAUCAACUGUAGCACCAUCAUUCACCAUUGGUGCCUGUCCCGAUCACAUCAAUGGUCGACCCCUUGGCAUUGACUGCAUCAGAUGCGAGAUGAUCCUAAAUUCAGCAAGGCUGGGUUCAGGUUCACAGAUUAGCACAAGAAAUUCCUGCAAGACCCUCAAGUGUCCCCAAUGCAACUGGCACUACAAGUAUCAGGAAACCCUUGAGAUACAUAUGCGUGAAAAGCAUCCAGAUGGUGAAAGUGCAUGUGGCUAUUGUUUAGCUGGACAGCAACAUCCUCGUCUUGCCCGUGGUGAAUCGUAUACGUGUGGCUAUAAGCCGUAUCGUUGUGAAAUUUGCAAUUAUAGCACAACGACAAAGGGUAACCUGAGUAUCCAUAUGCAGAGUGAUAAGCAUCUAAAUAAUAUGCAAGAGCUCAAUAGCACACAAUCUCUUGCAUCGACAGCUGCUGGGGUAGCACCAGUAUCAGUGGCUGAUCACGAAGGACCCAAAAUGCUACAACAAAUCACCCAAAGUGGACAAGGUGGUCUUGGUGGUGGUAUUGUGGCCAGUAAGCCAAAACCAAGUUUUCGGUGUGAUGUAUGCAGCUAUGAGACGAGUGUUGCCAGAAAUUUGAGGAUUCACAUGACUAGCGAAAAGCAUACACACAAUAUGGCUGUCCUUCAGAAUAACAUCAAGCAUCUUCAGGCUCUGAGUAUCAUACAACAUACGCAGAAUAUGGGACAGGCUGGUCAAUUGAGUGGUAUACCAUCAUUGACACAGAAUAUCCCAGCGUCAAUACAGAAUUUCCUACCAGAAGCUGCCCUGGCGGAUUUAGCCUACAAUCAGGCCCUGAUGAUACAACUACUGCAGCAGGCUGGUCAGGGAUCAGGUGGUGGUCAGAAUAGUGGUCAACCUGGACCACCAGCUGGUCGUAUAUCACCAUCACAGAGUGGUAUUGGGAUGUGCAAUGUUGAGCAGGAUAGUGGCAUGAGUCCAGAAAGUUUUGAACCACCAUUUGACAUUGAUACACGACCAACAGCCCUAUUUACCUGCCUAGUCUGUGGUAGUUUUAGCACAAAUAGCCUAGAUGAUCUCAAUCAGCAUCUAAUGGCUGAUAGAACACGAACACCUGGUACAGAUGUAAUGCUAAUUCUUGGUGGUAAUUACAUUUGUCGUCUGUGUAACUAUAAAACAAAUUUAAAGGCUAACUUUCAGUUACACAGCAAAACGGAUAAGCAUUUGCAAAAGGUGGCCUAUAUGAAUCAUUUACGCGAAGGUGGUGCCGCCAAUGAGUACAAACUCAAAUACAGUGGUACGAGUGUUAUACAAUUAAAAUGCAAUUCAUGUGACUAUUAUACGAAUAGUAUACAAAAAUUGAGUCUACAUUGUCAACAUAUGCGUCAUGAUGCCCAAAAGAUUGUCUUCCAGUAUUUACUGUCAUUGCUGGAUGGUACAGAUGAUAGCAAUCAGGCUGCCCUACACUGUCAACUCUGCAAUGUGGCAAUGCCGCACACACUUGCCAUGAUGCAGCACGUUAAGAGCCUACGUCAUGUUCAAAUUGAACAAAUUGUCAGUCUUCAGAGACGAUCAGAUGGAUUCGAUGGACUCAGUCUGGCGGCAAUGUACAAAAUUGUUGAACCAGACGCCAGUUCGAGCUGUAGUGCUGUGAAAAGUGAAGAACAGAGUCCUGCACCAUCUCCUGGUCGUCCAGUAGCUGCUCCCAGUGAAGCUCCCAAAGCACCAUCGCCACUUCGGUGCUCCAUGUGCAACUUCCGGAGUGUCUCCCAAUUGGCACUGGAGCGUCAUGUGGCUGGAUGCUGCGGGGAAGAACAGGAAGCACCAGUACCACCUGAAACAGAUCCAGAGGCCAUUGAUGAGACACAGGAGAAGAUUGAGGGUGAUCAGGAGGAACAGCAGACAGAGGAUGUAUCCAUUGGAUGUCCACUGUGUCAGGAGGCAUUUGGGGAUAAGAGUACCCUGGAGCAACAUGUGAUGGGUGUUCAUAGUGUCAAUACAGAUGGACUAUCGCGAUUGCUGCAUCUGGUGGAUGCUAGCCAAUGGCCAGGAGUCAAGAGGAUGUCAUCGGGUGAAUCCGGAAAUACAGAAAUUGAAUGUAGCGCCUGUGGUAAUAGUAUGAGAACAUUCCAUGAACUCCUGGCGCAUUCCAAUGAGAAGCAACACUUUCAUCACACAAAUGAUGCAUACGUGUGCAUCCUCAAGUCCUGUCAGCAGGUCUUCCCCAAUAUCCCACCCUUAAUCCAACACUAUAAGGAUACCCAUCUCAAUAUAGUGAUUAGUGAACGUCAUGUGUACAAGUAUCGUUGCAAACUCUGUUCCUUGGCCUUCAAGACACAGGAUAAGCUCAAUAAACAUUCCGUCUACCAUGCCAUGCGUGAUGCCACGAAAUGUGCCAAUUGUGGCCGAAGUUUCCGGACAGCACUGGCUCUCCAAAAGCACAUGGAUCAGAUGCAUUCACCGGGAAAUGCUGGUGAUCCAGGAGAAUUUCAGGGUCCAAUAAAGGCCGAACUGGAAGUUGAGAUGAUGAGUGAUGAGGGUCAGAGUGAAACUGGUGGAUGCAUUGAGGCUGGUGAUGAUGAAUUGGGGCUGUGUCAGGGUGAAGAUCUAUCUGGUGGUGAUCAGGGACGAAAGCAUCAGUGUCACAAGUGUCGAAUGGCCUUUACCCAUCAAAAUUACCUCCUGCAACACUACAGAUCACCAACGCAUCGACGCAAUGAACGUCAAGUGGCCAGUAGCUAUCCAAUUGAGAAGUACCUUGAUCCAAAUAGACCAUUCAAGUGUGAAAUAUGUCGGGAGAGUUUUACACAGAAAAAUAUACUUUUGGUACACUACAACAGUGUAUCGCAUUUGCACAAACUGAAAAAACAUUCAGAAACCAGUACUCCGGCUACAUCCCCCAGUGAUCUGGAGCGUCUGGUUGAGGAUCUGGAUGAACACAAUACAACAGAUCCAGAACCCGAUGAUACCAAUAAACAGGGUGCUGUUAAGAGGAAACUCCUACCCGAUGAUGACUAUGAGAGUCCUAAGAAGCGCUUUAAGUGUGAUAUUUGUAAAGUAGCCUAUGCCCAGGGUAGUACCCUGGACAUUCACAUGCGCAGUGUACUCCAUCAGACACGAGCUUGUCGACUUCAGGAACAGCAGCAAUUGCUGCCAAAGGUGCAACAUGAUGUUCAGACAGCAACUGUUGUAGUGUCUGCAAGUGUAAGUCCUACACCAUCAACUGUAAGUGGAACUGAAGUACUGAGUCCGGGCUUAGAUGAGGAAAAUCCCAAACUCAAUAAUCACGUCUACAAGACCCUUCUGGAAAAUUUUGGUUUUGAUCUGGUGAAGCAAUUCAAUGAGAUCAAUAAACACAGUACAGCUGAGUCUAUUCGGGAGAUGAGAGAGGAAGAUAGAUACUAUUGUCGUCACUGCAAGAAAACCUUCUCUAGCAUCUUCGUGCUUAAGUCCCAUUGCGAGGAGAUGCACAAUGAAACAAUUCCUGUGGAUUUUCUUGAGAAAUUUGCUGAAAAAUUCAAAACAUACUAUUUUGAAUCUGGCUACCUGGAUGCUGCUGAUGUAUUAGAUUACAGUAAACGCCAACAAGACUGCAAACCAAAAGCAACAUCCAAAAUUAAUUUAUCAUCAGCCAUACCCGUAUCAUUCUCCAUUGCAUCAACAUCAACACUGAAGAUACCCCAAGUUGGGGGUCCAACUGCCAAUACAGAAGCAACAACUGAAGCAAGUGAUGCUGCUUUUUUGGCCCAAAAGCUACUUGAGCAGCAACAGACACCACAAUUACCACCAAAUGUUGCCCAUAAUCUCUCCCAGAGCUUCCAGACAAUUCACAAUUUUGGCAAUGUCAAUAGCAUACCAUUUAAUACCAUUGACAUGAUAAAUCUAAUGCAAAUUCACCAUUUAAUGUCACUGAAUUUCAUGAAUAUGGCACCACCACUCAUUUACGGUGCUGCCGGACAAAAUCAACCAUCAGCACCAUCUGUACCACCAACAGAUCUAUCACCAGCUCCGGCACAAGCUCAGCAACUCCUGCAGCAGCAUCCAGUCGCAUCCAGUCAGGUACAGGGAAAUCAAAAACGUGCCCGAACGCGCAUUACAGAUGAACAAUUGAAGAUCCUAAGGGCACAUUUUGACAUCAAUAAUUCUCCAAGUGAAGAAAGUAUCCUGGAGAUGUCAAAGAAGGCAAAUUUGCCAAUGAAGGUGGUGAAGCACUGGUUUCGGAAUACGCUGUUCAAGGAGCGCCAACGCAACAAAGACUCCCCCUAUAAUUUCAACAAUCCCCCCUCAACAACACUAAAUCUGGAAGAGUACGAAAGAACGGGUCAGGCAAAAAUAAUAAAAUUGAUCGGUGAAGAGGGUGGUACAAAUAAAGUGGGUGGCUUUAGUAUGGAAGAACAGCGAAGUAAGGAUCCAUCCGAUAGUCCAAAAUCUGAACCAAUUGUAAAGCAAGAACUUGAAUUGGUCGAUGAUCAGAGAAUUGGACAAUUUGAUGAACCAGAACCACCACAAUUGAGUGCAUGCAACAGUAUGUCGAGCAAUGGUGACAAUAUAUUUGGUUUUGAGGCAAAAUCCGAUGGUGGAACUGAUGGUGGUACAUCGAGACCACAAACACCAAUUGUUGGUUCGACAUUUGGUGCCAUUGGUGAAUUGUUGGGACAACAGAUGGACAGUGGACAGAAUAUGGGACCGCCGAAGAAAUAUCAAUUGCCAGGGAAGACAUUUGAACCACCACCAUCGUCACUUGUAGCAGCACCACCAUCAGCUGGAUCAACAUCGAGUGGCAAGAGAGCCAAUCGAACAAGAUUUACGGAUUAUCAGAUAAAAGUUCUGCAGGAAUUCUUCGAGAAUAACUCCUAUCCCAAGGACAGUGAUCUAGAGUACCUCAGCAAGUUACUGUUGCUGUCACCACGUGUCAUUGUUGUGUGGUUCCAGAAUGCCCGUCAGAAACAACGGAAAAUUUAUGAAAAUCAACCAAAUAACUCAUUUUUUGAGUCUGAAGAGAAAAAAUCAAAUAUCAACUAUACGUGCAAAAAGUGCAAUUUGGUAUUUCAGCGAUACUAUGAAUUGAUACGUCAUCAAAAGAAUCACUGUUUUAAGGAGGAGAACAACAAAAAGUCAGCAAAAGCACAAAUAGCAGCUGCCCAGAUAGCCCACAGUUUGAGCAGUGAAGACAGCAAUUCUAGCAUCGAUGUUGGUCAUCAGGUGGGCCAACAGAUGGGUAUUGUGGGGGCAUCACAAACGUCACAAUCUGACGAUGGACCAUUGAAUAUGGCAACACAACAGAUCCAGACACUAAUCGGUACCGUAACUUCUUCACUAUCACUACCACAAACGUCACCUAAUGUGUCAAUGUCAAAUGUUAACAGCGCCACUGUACACAGUGAGCCGGAACAAAAUCACCAACACCACCACCACAACAGUAAUGAAGCCACUGACAUCGACAAUGUAGGAGGAGGUAUUCAUGAUGUAUCAACUGCUGCUGUCGCUGCUGCUGUCGCUACUGCUGCCGUUACAUGUCAAAAUGGCAGCCAAAAUGACGAUAGACUGACAUCAUUGGAAUGUGACAAAUGCAGUGCUGUCUUUACACGUCAGGAUCUCCAUCGGGAACAUCAUCGUCUGCAUACAGCACCACCGCCACCGCCACCCACGCUGCCAUCAUCAAUUCAUGGUGCAACACUAACAACAACAACAACACCAGCAGCAGCAGCAACAACAUCAUCAUCGGAUGAAGGACCCCCACAUCAUCACCCACCCACCACAUCACCCGAUGACAUUGACUACCUCCUUCAGUGUCGGUCCUUCGAUUCGCCCGAACACAGCGACAGUCAAUCACCGGGCGAUCUAACAGCCGUUAUGCAGGAUGACAGUGACAGUGGUGCACAUGAAUCUCAUCAACCACCCACCAAUAAACGCCUACGUACGACAAUUCUGCCAGAACAACUAAACUACCUGUAUGAAUGCUAUCAGGCCGAGUCCAAUCCAAGCCGCAAGAUGCUCGAGGAGAUCAGCAAGAAGGUCAACCUCAAAAAGAGAGUUGUCCAGGUAACAUCCCAUAGACUUAACUCAUGCCUCGAGCCACCAAAAACAUCUCCAUCAUUCCUAUAAAUCCACAUAAAAUUCCACUACAGCACCCCCCCCCUGCCCCACCACCACGUUUUAAUCUCUUUGCCAGAAGUAACAAUACAGUACACUCAGCUCUACCGCUAUCCGGAACAGAGAUACCCAGGUGACAGCUGCCAAUGGCGGUUGAUGUAUUCAAAACGUCUUUUUCUUUACCGAUUCGAAGGUAGGAUCGAAGGAACAUGUAUUGUCACUUUAAGAACUCAUGUUAGAACCAAUAAUGCUGUGGCUCAGGGGUCACUACUGGGCCCACUUCUCUUCUCAUUGUUUAUAAAUGACCUUCCGUCGUCCUUACUCGGUUUGCUCUUACUAUCUAUAUGCAGAUGACCUGCAAGUGUUUUCUGAUGGUGACCCAAGUAAUCCAACAGAGACCUUUAACCACCUAAACAUGGUUUUAGCUCGAAUAGAGUCUUGGGCGAUUCAUAAUGGCCUUCAUUUAAACCCUAAAAUGUCACAGGCCCUUAUAAUAUCUAAAAUGUCGUUGUGUGGUCCGAUUCCACCUCUCACAAUCUACGGAGAAUCGAUUCCGUUUGUUGAGAAAGCACGCAAUCUCGGCGUCAUCUUUAAUUCGUCCUUCACCUGGUCAGACCACAUUUCUCAUAUCAACCAAAGAGUUUAUUGUACUCUGCGGACGCUUCGUAGGUAUCGUGAGCUCAAGCCAAAAAAUACUUCGACUUGAACUGUUCUUCGCAGCGGAUUGUGACACACUGCGGAGGCUAUCUGUAACCUUCCACGGCUGUGUCAGGUACGCGUUUGUGGCCUCGGCCCCCGUGAUCACAUCUCCGAGCAUCGCAAUAUCCUGGUGGGUUGUGAUCUCCCAUCACUUCUCCGUCUGAGAGCGGUGUCAUUCCUUUUCCAUUUGAUAAUUUCUGGGAGACCGCAAUACUUGGCCUCACUCCUGAUUCCCGGGGCCUCUGCCAGGGUCCGCGGACUCUUGGUUCCUAGAGCUAGCUCGAAUCAGCUCUCCCGCACGCUUUUUGUCAAGGGGAUAGUUUUAUAUAAUUCUAUUCCCCCGAAUGCCCGACUAUCCGUUGACGGAAUAACAGGGUACUUUCAGUCUCAGUCCUAAUAAAUUAAUUUACAGUAGACUCUCACUCAAUCGGCUCUUUCUCAAUCGGGCGUCAAAUUUUGUUGACAAUUUUCACGCUUAAUUAUGAAGCUAAUUCGCUCAAAUUCGCUGUAGUUCUUCCUAUUUUAUCGUGAUUCUUUAUAAUUGAGCGCUUUUUGUGGAAUUUACAAAGGCUUUGACGCUCAAUUCUAUCGCUAAACCGGAUGACAUUUUGCCCCAUAUUCACGAUUGAGAGAGAGUCUACUGUAAUACGAUGAGUAAGAUAUUACUGUUCGUAUUAAUUGCUUUCUGAAUCGUCUCACAGGCAAUUCGAGCAAUUUUCCAUGAGUUCCAACUGUGAUUCGGUCAGUUUUCGAGCGAAACACAAGAGAGAGAGGCAAGAUAAAACACUUACUGUCAUUUGUUGGCAUUCUUGCAGUUCAGAAAGUAUUAAUCUUAAUAUGUGACAUGGUCAUGAUAUUCUUUUGAGCUGUCCCAAAAUUCAGGAAAAGUUUGAGAAAAAUCCUUUUGUACAACAAUUAUUUUGGUUAAUAAGGAAUGCAAAAGUAUGUAUUACAAGAAGGGACACAGUUUGCUAAUAAGGAUAAAAUAGAAAAGAAAAUAUUUUGUCGCGAUUUUCAGAGAUUUUUUGCAACUGCAGCGCCGCCAGACGAUUGUCAAGUGGGUUAUUUGUGUUUCUAUCUCUCUCUCUCACAGAACUCUCUCUCUAACUGUGUUAUCACA